Mixia osmundae IAM 14324 is the source of this 3661-nucleotide messenger RNA. RefSeq lists its product as uncharacterized. The transcript has 6 exons. NCBI's taxonomy places the organism in Eukaryota, Fungi, Basidiomycota, Mixiomycetes, Mixiales, Mixiaceae. The coding region runs from base 17 to 3661 and encodes 1214 amino acids. The record is from RefSeq and is a predicted model, not a curated record. Gene Ontology annotation, molecular function: ATP binding; nucleic acid binding.
GUCAACGGGGCUGCUCAUGUCCAACACGACAUGGCUAUCUGGCAAGCGGAAGCCACUCAACAGAGGCGGCGGUCUGAUUGCCAUCAAUCAGAUCGAGGAGCUAGAUCCGCAUGGGCUGAGUACGAGCAACAAACGCGAGCGUGCAAGUUCGGUUGCCAGCGAAGACAUUGACCUCGAAUCGCACCACUCUCAUGAAUCUGAGCAUGACGAAGAUGUCGUGCAACUCGAUGUACGGCCUGGAGAGAUUGCUCCACCUCCCGCAACAGAGUCAGAGAAACGACGCAAAGCUGAGAUCCUCUACGCGAAACACAAUCAAGGCCGUCCGCCCAAGAAGUCAAAGACCGCGCAAGAGAAGCAGAAGGAGAAAGAUCCGCCGGACUUUAUAGCCACUUUGCCAUGGCCUGAUCAUUUCGUCAAGCUCGAGAAGACGUUCAAAGCCCUGAACACAGUCUACACAUUCUGUACUGCUCGAAAGCACCUAGCGCCUACUUACGCAAAUAUGAAGAAAUCUGUCGAAGGACUGUUGAGGCGCACGCUAGAGAUACAAGAGAUUGCUCAGAUGAAAGCGCUUCUGCCUGAGCUCGUUCGAUUCGCUUACAUUGCGCCGGAGCUUCUCAAAAUUCACAUGGAAGGUGCAGAGCAGAAACCCCAGUCUGGUAAAUUUGGCAAGAAGGACAAAGAUAAUGCUGAGAACGAGAGCUUUGAGCUACCGGACAUGUCUAGAGUCGAUCCUGACGAGCAAGUGCUCAUCUUUGAGUUCACUGAUGGCGAAGUCAAAGCCGAGAAAGGGGGUGGGAAGUUCAAUAGCCGACGGCGCAAGAACAAAGACGGCACCCACAAGGAGAUCAUCAUAAACGCAGUAUAUACGCCCGAGGCAAUGACUCGCAUGAUAGAGAAGCGCAACGUCAAAUUCCAUUCGGCAGUCGAUGAACUACUGGUCGCUUGCAAUGCUCAAGAUCUAGAUCCCGUCAGCCUGCUUCUGACUGCCACAGAAGAUCAUGUACCAGUGAAGAGCUCGGAAAUAGAGGGUGCAGAUAAGAUUGUGCCUCUGCGCGAGAGAAGAGCAGAUCUCGACUUUUACCUCCGCAAUCCUGACAACCGACCGAGCAUAGAGUCUGUCAUUGCCGAGCUCAAAGAUGAAGACUUCUACAAGGAUCAGAUCGUCGAUGGAGGUCACAGGAUUUUCUCUGCCCGCGAGGCCAAGUUUGGCAAUGUUGAGCUCUCGCAAGGCAUCAUGGAUGCUUUGUAUGCCACCAAAGGCAUAACAUCAAUGUACUCUCAUCAAGCCGAAGCGAUCAAUCAUCUCAUCAAUGGCAGUCACGUCAUCGUCUCUACAUCCACCUCGUCGGGAAAGUCGCUGAUCUAUCAAGUUCCAGCGCUGGCAGCGUUUGAGCGUGACAUAGAAGCGACUGCCAUGUAUAUCUUCCCAACGAAAGCGCUCGCGCAAGAUCAGAAACGAGCGCUUGCAGAUCUGUUGUCGUACUGCGAGCAUCUCAGCGAGGUCAAGAUUGCCACCUUUGAUGGUGAUACACCCAAGGAUGAUCGAAACUUCAUCAGAGACAGAGCAAAUGUCAUCUUCACCAAUCCGGAUAUGCUCCACAUCACAGUCCUACCACACGAAGAGGAAUGGCGGAGAUUCUUCGAGAAUCUCAAGCUCGUUGUGGUAGAUGAGUUGCACAUGUACAACGGCCUUUUUGGCUGCCACGUUGCCUUCAUCAUGCGGCGCUUGCGACGUGUAUGCGCCGCUGUCGGCAAUCAUCGCGUCAUGUUCGUCUCUUGCAGCGCAACAGUCUCCAAUCCGGCAGAGCACAUGGAAGCAAUCUUUGGCAUCACUGGCGUCAAGGUUGUCGAUGUAGACGGAUCGCCGACAGGUCGCAAAGAGUAUCUCGUCUGGAACCCACCUUUCAUAGAUCCUCAUCAGAUCACACAAGGACGCGUCAGCACGAUCGCAGAGACUUCUCGCAUCGUCCGCUUUCUCAUGGACCGAGGCAUCCGCGUCAUCGUCUUCUGCAAAGUGCGAAAGAUCUGCGAAGUCGUGAUCAAGCAGAUCAGAACAGAUCUUGCCAUAGAAGGACGAAGUGACAUGGCUUCCCGUGUGCGCUCAUACCGCUCCGGAUACACGGCAGCGGAUCGUAGAGAGAUCGAAGCGGAAAUGUUCAAUGGCCAUCUGCUGGCUAUCAUAGCCACCACUGCCCUCGAGCUUGGUAUUGAUAUUGGCAGUCUCGAUGCUGUCGUGACUGUGGGCUUCCCCUAUACGCUGCCAGGCUUUCGACAGCAGGCAGGUAGAGCAGGUCGUCGUAACAAGGAUUCGCUCGCCAUGCUCGUCACCGAUCCUUGGCCACUCGAUCAGCAUUACGCCCGCAAUCCGGACGAGUUAUUCUCAAAGCCGGACGCACAGCUCAGUGUCGACCUCGAGAAUCCGAUCGUGCUUGAGGGCCACCUUCAAUGUGCUGCGCAGGAGAUGCCCGUCAAGCCGGAAGAUGAUGAGGUCUACUUCGGUGCGAUGAUGAAAGAGAUCUGCAAAGAGCGCCUGUUGCCGGACGAAGAGGGCUACUAUCACGCGCACCCUCGCAUGCUACCAUUCCCGUCACGUCACGUCUCAAUACGUAACACAGAGGAUGAGACGUAUGUCAUUGUCGAUACGACGAACGGUCGACAAAAGAUUCUCGAGGAGAUCGAAUGGUCGAGAGCUGUCUUUGAAGUGUUCGAAGGGGCACUGUUCAUUCAUCAAGGCAAGACGUUUAUCACUCUCGAAGUGAACCACACGACUCGUAUCGCUAAGCUCGUCCAAGCUCAAGUCGAUUGGAUGACAAAGCAGCGCGAUUACACCGACGUCGAUGCCGUCGAAGCCGUCCGCGUUCGCGAGAUCAAGGGAUCCGUCAAUCGCGCGUAUUACGGCCCCGUCAGGGUCACUUCGGUGGUCUAUGGCUACUUCAAAGUGGACAAGCGCAACAACAUCCUCGAUGUCGUCGAUCUGGAUACUCCUCCCUUUGUUCGCGAUACCAAUGGCGUUUGGGUUGACGUCCCUCGAUCUUGCCUUGAGAUUCUCACCGAGAAGAAUCUGCACAUUGCCGGCGCCAUACACGCUGCCGAACACGCGUUGAUGGGUCUGACGCCACUCUUCGUAAUGAGCGUAGCUGGCGACAUUCGCACAGAGUGCAAAGUGCCGGAGAAAGAGUUUCUGAAUAAAGCUUCCAAACGAAAGCGGCCAGCAAGACUAACAAUCUACGAUGCAUCCGGCAAAAGCGGAGGAGUAUGUGCAAAGGUGUUUGACCACAUCAAUCGGUUACUUGCAAUGGCCGCCGAUACGAUCGUCAAUUGCAAGUGCAUAGAAGGAUGCCCGUCUUGCGUUGCGAGCGCUAGUUGUUCGCAAGGCAAUAUUGUCGUGUCAAAGCUCGGCGCUUUGAUCUGCCUGCAGAGUAUCUUAGGCCGACAUAUCGACGUUGACAGCAUUCCUGUCUUCCCACCGAUGCCACAGAGCAUGGCAGAGACAAUCGAAGCUCAAGGACCUGUCAAACUAUCCUCGACCGCUGUCAUACUGACAGCCAACGGAACGCCGAAGCCACGCGAGGAGCUGAGGCAAGCACAGGGCUUCUUCGAUCUAGAUGAGAAUGAUACGCCUGAUCUGUUAGCGGGACGAGGUGGAUUUUUGCAAGACUGA